AUGACGAGAGCCGCUGUGCUCCUGUGCUUGCUGGGUGCGUCGCUGGCGGCGUCCCCCUCUUCAUCCUCGUCGCAGUCAUCGUCGUCGGGUUCGUCGUCUCCGUCUUCGCAGUCCACCUCGGUCGUGUCUUCGUCCAGUUCGACGUCGACCAAGAGGGACGACUUCAGCGCCGCCGCUUCGUCCAGCCACCCGGUGUACUCGCCCUCGGUCGGCUCUCCGUCGUCUGCGUACGGACCUUCUUCGCCGUACGGAACUUCCGGUUCCGGCUACUCCGGAGCGGGAGCCGGGGGCUACGGCUCGGCGGGUGGCUCGGCGGGCGCUUACGAGGCGGCCGCGUCAAGCAACACGUACCACAGCCAGGCGAGCCCCAACAGCAACCUGUACUACUACUACUAUCCAGUGUCUAAGAACAGCGGCCAGCAGGCCUCCAGCGCCUCGGACGCCGAAUACCAGGCGAGUGCAGCGCAGAACUAUGCGGGCGUCUCGGCACCCGGCAGCGGCUCGUCGGGCUCCUCGUCGUCGUCGGGCGGCUACGACCAGUCGGCCAGCGCCUCGUCUUCCUCGGGCUACGGCUCUUCCGCCGACGGGGGCCCCUCCUCCUCGGGCUACGAGCACGACUCGAGCGCCGCGGCGGCCGCCUACAACGCGGCCGCGGCCGCCAGCUACCAGCAGCAGCUGCAGGCGUACGCCGCCCAGGGUGGCGGACACUACGGACCCACGCAGUACGCCCACCUGAGUCAGCUGGCGCAGCAGUACGGACCCCAGCUGGCAGCCGCCCAGCAGUAUGCGCAGUACGCCCAGCCCGGCACGGGCCACUACGGAGGAGGCGGAGGCGGAGGAGGGUCCUAUCCAUCACCGUCCUUCCAGGGAAGCUACGACACGUCCAAGAGGUACUACGGCCUGGGCUCGGUCAUCAUGCCACUGCUGGCGCUGGCGGGUCUUGGCCUGCUGAUCCCCACGGUGACCAGCCUGAGCGGCAAGAAGAAGCGGUCCAUCGAUGACGCGAGCCGGGCACACCUGGGAGACUACGCCGAGCGGCUGGAGCGGUACUUCAAGAUCUACCGGGCCGCUGUCGAGAGCGAGGAGUGCAUGAACCGCAUCAUCUGCGAGCUGGGAGACGCCGUCAGCAACGUGCGCGGAAAGUCGGCGCUGCUCACGGUAAUGGAGAAGUUCGCGCCCGGCUGGAUGAACAACAAGGUGGGCGUGUUCAAGUCCGCGGCCGUCAGCGUCGACACAACCAAGUGCUCCCGCUACAAGUGCUGAACGCCGCCGCGUAGCGGCGCCCCUGAGUCGACCAUAAGCACCAUGCAGCCCACCCAACCACACCGAUGAUGACGACGACGACGACGACGAAUACAAAGUCAAACCACCGCCACCCUCCGAGCGUUAAGGACUAAGGCAAAAAGAAACAAACAAAAAUUGUUAACAGCUUUCGAAUCGU
Dermacentor silvarum is the source of this 1441-nucleotide messenger RNA. RefSeq names its product putative protein TPRXL. The transcript is spliced from 6 exons. Bases 1 to 1263 code for a protein of 420 amino acids. Lineage: Eukaryota; Metazoa; Arthropoda; Arachnida; Ixodida; Ixodidae. The record is from RefSeq and is a predicted model, not a curated record.